Molecule: messenger RNA, 627 nt
Organism: Pecten maximus
Lineage: Eukaryota; Metazoa; Mollusca; Bivalvia; Pectinida; Pectinidae
Product: organic cation transporter protein-like
Exons: 4
Coding region: 1-627 (208 amino acids)
Biological process (GO): transmembrane transport
Cellular component (GO): membrane
Molecular function (GO): transmembrane transporter activity
Source: RefSeq, a predicted model, not a curated record
AUGGUAAACCUCGAUGAAUUAAUACCCAAACUUGGAGGUUUCGGAUACUACCAGAAAAGGUUAUUUCUACUGCUAAUAAUACCAACAGCAACAGCGGCAAUGUUCAUGAUCAUGAUGGUGUUUGCUCUGUAUACACCGAAUCACAGCUGUAAGCGUCCCCACGACUCCAGUAGCUUCAAUGAUUCCCGGAGUGUCCGGUUCACUGCCUCCGAGUGCACUCUACGACAGGAGGGAGACGAACAGCUUAAUUCCUCAAAUGCUGCUUUAUACAAUGUCUCACGCCAUAUAACAACAUUGCCGUGUUCAGAAUGGGACUAUGAUGAUGACGUAUUUAAGGAAACAUUUACAACUGAACAUAGCCUCGUGUGCCAAGAAAGCUAUAAGAUAUCCCAUGCACAAGUGAUAUUCUACUUCGGUGUUGUGAUAGGAGACAUACUAUUUGGGCAGAUGUCUGAUUUUAUUGGGCGAAAAAAGACAUUGGUUAUAACCAUGUUCGUCUUGUUUGUGUCCGGAUUAUCGGGGUCCUUUUCUCCGGAGUAUUAUAGCUUUGUGGUUAUACAUUUCGUCGUUGGAACCGCUUGCAAGGGAUGCUUGGUUUUGUCUUUUGUUAUGGGUAAGAAGUAUUGA